Molecule: messenger RNA, 5005 nt
Organism: Lutra lutra (Eurasian river otter)
Lineage: Eukaryota; Metazoa; Chordata; Mammalia; Carnivora; Mustelidae
Gene: PPFIBP1
Product: PPFIA binding protein 1
Exons: 30
Coding region: 66-3218 (1050 amino acids)
Biological process (GO): neuromuscular junction development
Cellular component (GO): presynaptic active zone
Molecular function (GO): protein binding
Source: RefSeq, a predicted model, not a curated record
GAAAAACACGAGUCUCCUUUGCGGAAUGUGAUCUAGGUUGGAAUUUGCCCUUGACAAAUAACAAAAUGAUGAGUGACGCAAGUGACAUGUUGGCUGCAGCGUUGGAGCAGAUGGAUGGGAUUAUAGCAGGUUCUAAGGCCCUGGAAUAUUCCAAUGGGAUUUUUGAUUGCCAGUCUCCCACUUCCCCGUUCAUGGGAAGCCUGCGAGCUCUGCACCUUGUGGAAGACCUGCGUGGAUUGUUGGAGAUGAUGGACACAGAUGAGAAGGAAGGUUUGAGAUGCCAGAUCCCAGAUUCAACAGCAGAAACACUCGUCGAAUGGCUUCAGAGUCAAAUGACAAACGGACACCUGCCCGGAAAUGGAGAGGUGUAUCAAGAAAGGCUAGCACGUUUAGAAAAUGAUAAAGAAUCUCUCGUUCUUCAGGUAAGUGUGUUAACAGACCAGGUGGAGGCUCAGGGGGAGAAGAUUCGAGAUUUGGAAUUUUGUCUUGAGGAGCACCGGGAGAAGCUAAACGCCACAGAGGAAAUGCUGCAGCAGGAGCUUCUGAGUAGGACAUCCUUAGAAACUCAGAAGUUGGAUCUGAUGGCUGAAAUAUCUAACUUGAAGCUUAAACUGACCGCUGUGGAGAAGGAUAGAUUGGAUUAUGAAGAUAGGUUCAGAGACACGGAGGGGCUAAUGCAAGAGAUCAAUGAUUUGAGGUUAAGAGUCAGUGAAAUGGACAAUGAAAGACUUCAGUAUGAAAAAAAGCUGAAAUCAACCAAGUCUUUAAUGGCCAAACUUUCUAGCAUGAAAAUCAAGGUGGGUCAGAUGCAGUAUGAAAAGCAGCGGAUGGAACAAAAAUGGGAGUCACUGAAGGACGAACUGGCAUCUUUAAAAGAACAGCUGGAAGAGAAGGAAUCUGAAGUAAAAAGGCUACAGGAAAAAUUGGUGUGCAAGAUGAAAGGAGAAGGGGUGGAAAUUCUCGAUCGAGAUGAAAAUUUUAAAAAGAAGCUCAAAGACAAAAAUAUUGAAGUGCAAAAAAUGAAAAAGGCUGUGGAAUCUUUGAUGGCAGCAAAUGAAGAAAAGGAUCGGAAAAUAGAAGAUCUUCGACAGUGCCUGAACAGGUACAAGAAAAUGCAAGAUACAGUGAUACUGACCCAAGACCAAGAUGGCGACUUUGACGGUCUGCUCACUUCUGGUUCCAUCUCCACUUUGCUGGAUGCACAGGGUUUUAGUGACCUGGAGAAAAGUCUAUCAUCUACACCAGUCAUGGGCUCUCCCAGUCGUGACCCAUUUAACACAAGUGUUCCAGAAGAGUUCCACACCAGCAUCUUGCAAGUUUCAAUCCCUUCAUUACUGCCAACAUCUAAGGGCUUGGAAACGUCUGAAAGAGCAAAAUUGCCUCCUCAACCAGAGACUUCAUUCGAAGAAAGUGAUGGAAAAAUAAUCCUUGGUGCUUCUGUUGAAACCCAGCCGUGCGAUAGUCUUUCAACUUCAAGUCUGCAAAAGUCCAGCAGCCUGGGCAAUCUGAAGAAAGAGUCAUCAGAUGGGGAAAAGGAGUCUGUUCAGAAGCCUCCAGAGGAUAAGGCUCCGGUAGAAAGCAGCCCGUUCAGGAGCCUCCCUCCGAAAGCUCCGGGGCAUGACGCAUCUGUGGACGACAACCCCUUUGGGACUCGGAAAGCCAGAUCGUCCUUUGGGCGUGGCUUUUUUAAAAUAAAAAGUAACAAGAGGACAGCAAGUGCACCAAACUUGGAUCGUAAACGAAGUGCCAGUGCACCCACCCUAGCUGAAACAGAGAAGGAGACAGCUGAGCACCUAGAUCUGGCUGGUGUAUCUUCCCAGCCGAAAGAUUCGCAGGGAGGCAGUCCCUUCCAGAUAUCUCCACCAUCGCCGGAUUCCAAAAAGAAAUCCAGAGGUAUCAUGAAACUCUUUGGAAAACUUAGGAGAAGUCAGUCAACUACAUUCAACCCAGACGACAUGUCUGAGCCUGAAUUUAAAAGAGGAGGGACAAGGGCAACUGCAGGGCCACGACUGGGUUGGUCUCGAGAUUUGGGACAAUCUAACAGCGACUUGGAUAUGCCAUUUGCCAAAUGGACCAAGGAGCAGGUUUGCAAUUGGCUUGUGGAACAGGGCUUGGGGUCCUACCUGAAUUCGGGCAAGCACUGGAUUGCAUCUGGCCAAACACUUCUGCAGGCUUCUCAGCAAGAUCUGGAGAAGGAACUUGGGAUUAAGCAUUCACUUCAUCGAAAGAAGCUCCAGCUGGCACUGCAAGCCCUGGGGUCUGAAGAAGAAACCAACCAUGGAAAGCUGGAUUUCAACUGGGUCACUAGGUGGUUGGAUGACAUUGGUCUCCCCCAGUACAAGACCCAGUUUGACGAAGGUCGGGUAGAUGGUCGAAUGCUCCAUUACAUGACUGUUGAUGACUUACUGUCUUUGAAGGUCGUGAGUGUGCUACACCAUCUCAGUAUCAAAAGGGCUAUCCAGGUCCUGAGGAUCAAUAACUUUGAACCGAACUGUCUCCGGAGGCGGCCGUCUGAUGAGAGCCCACAGUUUCUCAUGACUGAAGCUCCUGGUGGUUGUUUGUUCUCACAGAAUAGCGUCACCCCAUCCGAAGUUCAGCAGUGGACCAAUCACCGGGUGAUGGAGUGGCUGCGCUCUGUGGACUUGGCAGAAUAUGCCCCCAAUCUCAGAGGCAGUGGUGUCCAUGGUGGGCUCAUGGUUCUAGAACCUCGUUUUAAUGUAGAAACAAUGGCUCAGUUAUUGAACAUCCCACCAAGUAAGACCCUCUUGCGAAGACAUUUGGCCACUCAUUUCAACCUUCUGAUCGGGGCUGAGGCCCAGCACCAAAAGCGUGAUGCCAUGGAGUUACCAGAUUAUGUACUCCUGACAGCCACGGCCAAAGUGAAGCCAAGGAAACUUACCUUCAGCAAUUUUGGGAAUCUGAGAAAGAAGAGACAGGAAGAUGGGGAAGAAUAUGUUUGUCCAAUGGAAUUGGGACAUACAUCAGGAAGUACCUCUAAGAAGGGAUUUAAACCUGGAUUGGACAUGCGCCUGUAUGACGAAGAUGAUUUGGACCGGUUGGAGCAGAUGGAGGAUUCAGAAGGUACGGUGAGACAGAUAGGGGCGUUCUCCGAAGGCAUCAACAAUCUAACACACAUGUUAAAGGAGGACGACAUGUUUCGGGAUUUUGCCGCCCGUUCCCCCAGUGCCAGCAUCACUGACGAGGACUCCAAUGUUUAAUCUGAGCACUUGGACGAGCAUGAGGAGCCCCUCGGCUUUCCUCCACCUGAUUUCUCAAACAACUCAAAGAAUCUAGAACAAGCAGCAGAUUAUAUAUGAUUGAUCAUUCCACCUUCUCAGAAGUGGACACAGAGGGCUGGGUUGGGGGGGGGCAGCGUGUGCCUAUUCCGAAGACGCCAUGAAAAAUGAGACACUGGUGAAUGAGAGUGUAGUGGUCUGUCCUCUAUUUAAUGUAAAAAUCUGUGAUAUAUUAUAUUUAAAGUGUUGCAUUUAAUAUGAGUGUUUUACUGUAGCAUUUCACGUUCCCAUUCAACAGUACACGGGAUUUGGGGAUCAGGAAGCAGUGCGUGGAUGAUCUCAUCAUGUCUGUGUGACAGCACUGUAGCUGUCAGCACAGGACAUUACAUGCUUUCAAAAUCCGUAUGUGGAAUUUCCUCAAGUGUUCCACGUGCCUGCUAAAUGCCAGCGGCCACCUCCACUUGCCUCUUCUUGUCCUAUUUUAUAUAUUUUUCUAAAUACGUGUAUAUAUUUAGUACAUAGAAAACAGAACUUUUAUUUUGUGACAUACGGGAGACGAUGAAAAGCGAAUACAGUGCUCCAAACGGUCAUAUACCAGCUGGUCCUCGAAAGGUUGGGAUGAUCUCUCCUUUUCCACAACUGAAUUUUAAUGAUAUUAAAAAUGAUGUUAAUAUUGAUCAUCCCAACUAAAUUAGGAUAUAUGAAAUACCCCUUCUCUGAUGACACAUCACCCAAUUAACUGUUGAAGAGUUAUAAAAAAGUUUCAGCCUUCAUCUUGGAUCCUUUAGCCUCAAAAGGAAGAACACCAGGGACAUUUGAAUACUAUUAACUCAAAUGCAUUCAGAAGUUUCCCCCCAAAUUUGUAGAAAUUUCUAAAGAAACCAGACCAAAACAAAAACCUUCACAGUAUUAAGCUGCUUAUUUUCCUUCUUGCUGAGUAUCUCAUGACAUCAAAAUACUAAGAAUCUACCUAUUGUUAUUAAUUGUAUAUUUCUCAGGUUAUCAGUGGAUGGGAUUUUGUUAAGCUGAAUAUGCAUCUGAGCAUUUCGUCUCAGAGUUCAGUAAUGCUGAGGCUGCACAAUGAGUUUUAGAAUGGCUAUAUUGUGAUGAGAAAAUGUAAUUCAUGUUUUUAGCACAGGGCCCAGAUGACAUUUAUUUUUAAAGGAAACAGCUGUGGCAAAAACUUACUGUGUUUAUCAUUUUUUUUAGGGGUAGUCGAAAAAAUAUCCUAUUUUUUAUUCACUACUACAUCACUUCCCAUGAUAGCCAACAUGGUAAAGACACGUUGUCACAAAUUGGUGUGGGGAGAGGCAGUUCAGUAUGUGCUCGUGGAUUUGCUUAUAAAUUCUAUUUGAGUAUCAGUGAUGUGAUCUUGCAAGUUCUUAGCAGGUUACCAAGCUUCUCAACAAGGGCCUGUAAUACCAAAUUACUGUUUAUUUGUGACUAAAAUGAUCUGAUGCUAAUAAUAAUCCUUUACUCUCUACUAUUCAUUGUCUGGUAACUGUAUUGGACUCUUACAUAUUAGUAUUUUUUUUAUUGUGAACAUAUGUCACCAUUUGAAAAACAAUUUCUUUUUCAAACCUGGUUAAAAAAAAAUGUGCCAGAAGACUGUUAGAGAUGCCAAAUAUUCUUUAUUCAGGGCAGUGUAACAUAACUGAUGAUACGUGAUAAAGUUAAGAUUUUUUUUGAUGAGAUAUAUUUUAUUUACAAAACAUUGUGCACUGCUGGUUUUACCAUAUGAAAAGAAAUAAAGUCAGUUGAUAAUUGUC